Messenger RNA from Paramacrobiotus metropolitanus, 3459 nucleotides. RefSeq names its product atrial natriuretic peptide receptor 1-like. NCBI's taxonomy places the organism in Eukaryota, Metazoa, Tardigrada, Eutardigrada, Parachela, Macrobiotidae. The coding region runs from base 70 to 3405 and encodes 1111 amino acids. Gene Ontology annotation, molecular function: ATP binding; protein kinase activity; guanylate cyclase activity. The record is from RefSeq and is a predicted model, not a curated record. Gene Ontology annotation, biological process: receptor guanylyl cyclase signaling pathway; protein phosphorylation; cGMP biosynthetic process. The transcript has 19 exons.
CUCAGUCGGCCGCAGCCGAUUCCGAUCAGGUCCCUACGGCACUUCUGCAAGGAUAAUUUCGAUGUGAACAUGCAUAACACUUUACCAAUGCUUCUGUUUCUGGCCGGCAGACUAUCGGAUGCCGUUCCAGCCGCACCCAGAAAGAUCUACAUUGGCCUCAUCCUGCCAAACGACACCACGCAGGCUCCUUUGCGCUUCGUCAUGCCAGCAAUGUACGUUGCAGUGGACGACAUCCUGGCCAAGUACAACCUGAAAGCCGUCCUGUCCACUGCCCUCAACGUUACCUAUCCCUGCAGUGACACCGGGUCCCUGUCGCGGGGUGAAGCCUUUGUCAAGUCUUUUAAUUACUUUUACAUGCCUCCCUUCGGUGGUACCCAAAAUGGGCCCUGGGCCACAUCGGCAAUCCUUGGGCCAUACUGCUCCGACAAACUCUUAGCCACCAUCAUCGCCUCUACCGCCUUUAAUAUAUCGCAGUUCACGGGCGGUGGCACGGAUAUUUCCGAUAUCAGCCCAUAUCCGUAUUUGUGUCGGACGGGUUACAACAAGUAUCAGCAGUUUGUCGUCUUCCAGGACCUAUGUCGCCGGCAGCAAUGGUACAAUGUAUCCGUUAUUUAUGAUGUGAAUGAUGCCGAUCGGGUUGGCGAUUAUACAAAUUACCACGAACUUGACCUGGACAAGAGUGACCUCUCUGUCACUUAUUUCCCCGUGAAUAUUGUCAACAACUCGCAAAUUUCGUCCACACUAACUGAGGCGUCCGGGCAUGCUAGAAUUUUCGGAUUAUUCAUGAAUAACACAUUACUGCGACCCUUCAUGCUGGCGGCGGCCAAUUUAAGCAUGACGAGCGGCGACUACGUCUUCUUCACAAUAGACAAGUACGGCGACGAUGCUUUGGGACCCAAAACCGGCUGGUACCGAUCAGAUGAUACGAAUAGUUCCAAUAACGCCGCUAAAACCGCCUACUCGUUCCUGCUGGUUUCCGGCGUCACUGAUAAAAGCCAGAACCCCGUGUACCAAGCCUCUCUCGCCAAGUUCCGCGCUAAAGCCUUCUCGACAAAGUUUAAUUAUACAUCUUACACCAUGAACUACUUUGCAUUGAGCUUCUACAAUGCCUUGAUGUUGAUUGGCUACACCAUGAACCUAUCGCAGCCAAAGGAUUUGCAGAUGAACUAUGAUCCCGGCCCACUGAUGAAGAACGUUGCCGGGAAAGUCUUCAACGAUGGCGCGGCUGGACCGAUCUACAUCACCAAUGGCAAGGAUCUUCGUGAGGACUACACGCUUUCCGCCAUGACCGAUGUUGGCAACGGGACAUUCACCCCCAUUAUGUCUUAUUUCGGUUUGAAUGACACCGUUUCCGACAUUCUGCCAACAUACCAAUGGCCUGAUGCCGACGGAACAUUUCCGCCAAAUGAGCCUAAAUGUGGUUUUAAAGGAACAGCAGAAGUUUGUCAAGCGAAGACACCAAUCACAGAGAUCGUGGUGGGCAUUGUUCUCUUUUUGGCGCUCCUCUCCGUUUUACUGGCUUUCUACCUCUACCGAAAACAUCAAGAACAAGUUCGCCUGGACAAAGCCUGGAUCGCCCUGUGGUCCGACCUGAAGGUUAUGCGUCCCGACGACGGCAUCCCUUCGGCUGCGCUCAUCACCCAGAAACGGCAGUCGAUACGAGCGCGCCGGGAAUCCCGCCGCAACUCCUUGGAGGAGGCGGCUGGGGCCAGUAUGGGCGCCAGCAUGGGUGAGGGCCAAUCCAUGUCCAUGCUGGCCGUGUCUCCAACACGGGGACUAUGGAAGAAACAGCCCGUUAGUGUCCGCUGGAUGAAGAAACGCCGGAUGCGAAUGUGUGACGGGCUGGUGCAGGAAGUGCGCAGCAUAACGAAGGUGCGCAAUGAGAAUAUUGCGCAUUUUAUGGGGGCGUGCCUGGAGACAGGACGGAUAUUAUUACUGUACGAACUGUGCUCCAGAGGAAGUUUAGAGGAGACCAUCAAUAGCCCCACGGCCAAACUGGAAUGGCCGCUGCGUUUCUCCUUCAUCAAUGACAUCGUGCGCGGUAUGUACUUCAUCCAUACGUCCGCCCUUAAAGUGCAUGGUCGCCUGUUCUCCGGUUGUUGUCUGAUUGAUUCCCGCUUCACGAUGAAGAUCAGCGAUGUGGGACUGAGUUCCUUUUUUGAUCUGAACAUUGCCGAGUACUGGCUACAGAAACGACGCACCGAUUUCUACUACACCCAACUGUGGACGGCGCCCGAGAUUAUCCGCGAACAGGAGACCAAUCCCGAGGAGGUCACCCGCUCCAGCAGUAAGGAGGCGGAUACGUACAGCUUUAGCAUUAUUCUGCAGGAAAUCAUCAUGCGGAUGCGACCGUACGGAAUGUACGAUCUGCCGGCGCAGAAAAUCUACAACUCCAUUAAACAACAUGCCACCCCGGGCGGUAAGCCAUUUCGGCCGCUGAUCGACGAGUCUAUGUGCCAUAUUGACCUGAUUACGCUGUGUGAGCGCUGCUGGAGUGAAAUUGCCACCGAACGACCCACCUUCAGCCAAAUCCGUGUGGUGAUGAAAGAUGUCGUCAAGAACCUUGGAAUGGGUGAUAGGCUGAAUAUCCUGGAAGCCCUUUUGCAGCAGAUGGAAGAACAUACGCUCAGUCUCCAAGCUAUGAUUGAGGAAAAGGAUAUGUUGGUGAUGGAACAGAAGGCCCGUGCUGAAAAACUCCUCUUCAGUAAUCUUCCACCGUUGAUGACCGCGGCACUGCUGCGGGGGGAGAAAGUGGAACCGAAUUACCUGGAUGUGUGCUCUGUAUUGGUGGUUGAUGUGAUAAACUUCAACAGCGUCAUGGAACGUAGUAGUGCGGAUGAGACGGCCAAUUUCCUGGGAGCGCUGCAUACGUUUUACGCGUCAGCCGCUACGAGAUUCGACUGCUUCCUGCUGGAAUCUCUUACGCAGCGCGUAACGGCCGCUUCCGGGUUGCCUAUUCGCAACGGCAUCCUGCACGCCCGAGAACUGGGUCGUUUGGCGCUGACGUUACUGUUCCAGGCUAAAGAGUUCCCCGUUCCUCAUAUGCCGAAAGAAGGCAUUCAGGUGCGAUUCGGCAUCCAUUCCGGUCCCAUCGUGUUCGGUAUUGUGGGCAAGCAUGUGCCGCGGUUCUGCUUGUUUGGGGAGACCCUCAACAUCGCCACACGGAUGAUGACCGUUGAAGAAGCAUACAAAGUGCGAAUAAGCGCUGCAACUCGUAACAUCAUCGAAGCCUUUGGUAGCUUUCGCGCCUUUGACAGUGAUGAGAUCUAUGUGAAAGGUCAUGGCAAAAUGAAGACGUAUAUCUUGGUUGGAGAGGAUGGUAACAUUGAACUGAUGGAACUGCAGCGGAAGUUCUACGGUGGUGACGAGGAACCGGGUGGCAAACGCAAAUCGCGGUUAACCUAGUUGAAAGUUCUACGGCUAUAAUUAUUGUUUGAAUAUUGAAGAAUAUUUUUGGUC